AAAAAAUGAGUGGUCAACAAACGAGAAUAAGAAGUGUAUAUAAAACUAAACAAAAAAAGAAGUGAUACUACAUGUAUGUAUAUCGGUUCUAGACUUAUAGCUAGUGUUCCAAUGGCAUCCUGUGCAACUUCAUUUCUCACAAUUCUUCCCAACAACCAGGUGAAUCAUGUUACGCUCAGCACCAUUGCCACAUAUACACCAUUAAAAAGAAAUUUACAGAAAUCUAUAGGAAAUGGUAGAAACCAAGGGCAUUGUCUGCGGACAAAAGUGAAAACGUCUAUAGAUGCAGAUGUACUUGCCAAAGAUUCUACCACUUCUGAGUCUGUUGAUGAUAACAGUGAUUUUGGAGUUGUUAACAUGCAUCACGUGGGAUUGUUAUGUGAAAAUCUUGAGCGGUCGCUUGAUUUCUAUCAGAACCUUCUUGGUCUCAAAAUAAAUGAGGCACGGCCACAUGAUAAGCUACCAUACAGGGGUGCAUGGCUGUGGGUGGGUUCUGAGAUGAUUCAUCUGAUGGAGCUUCCUAAUCCUGAUCCAUACACUGGGCGGCCUGAGCAUGGGGGUCGAGAUAGGCAUACUUGUAUUGCAAUUCGAGAUGUGUCUAAGCUUAAGGCAAUCCUUGACAAGGCUGGUAUUCCGUAUACACUCAGUCGCUCUGGGAGACCAGCGAUUUUCACACGAGACCCGGAUACUAAUGCACUCGAAUUUACACAAGUGGAUUGCUGAAAUGUUUUAUAAUUAGCAUAAUCUCGAAGGACUUCUGAUUCUGUAAAGUUUGUAUAUAUUAGUAAAUCAUGUAAACUCUAUUAUACUAUUACUAGCUGUGAUCCUGGUGCCGAUACACUAGAGUCUUAGGCAUGCAGAUUGCAGACAUAAACGAAAGAUCUGAAUAAAACAAAUGUUGCGUUUGUGCAACAGUUUCUUGGACA
Daucus carota subsp. sativus is the source of this 926-nucleotide messenger RNA. RefSeq names its product glyoxylase I 4. The record is from RefSeq and is a predicted model, not a curated record. The transcript is spliced from 5 exons. Bases 76 to 723 code for a protein of 215 amino acids. NCBI's taxonomy places the organism in Eukaryota, Viridiplantae, Streptophyta, Magnoliopsida, Apiales, Apiaceae.